This is a messenger RNA of Morone saxatilis (striped sea-bass), 5728 nucleotides long. RefSeq names its product protein FAM222B-like. The record is from RefSeq and is a predicted model, not a curated record. NCBI's taxonomy places the organism in Eukaryota, Metazoa, Chordata, Actinopteri, Moronidae. Bases 182 to 2281 code for a protein of 699 amino acids. The transcript has 3 exons.
CCACAGAUGUUGCUGCCGUAGCCGGACAGCAGCACGAAGAGUCAACACACUGGGGAUGGUUUCUUCGUCUUUAUCCACAAUAUCAACCGUAUAUCUGCACAGCAUGAAGUCUCCCUACUCGUAGAUUCGUGAGGAUAUGGUGAGGAGAAGGUGUCCCAUGCUGCAUUAGUGGAAUAGUGACAUGCUGGCCUGUCUGCCAGCAUCAGGUGACCCUACCAUCAGACUUCUCUCCCGCACGCAGAUGAACACUGGACUUCAGAAAUGGGAAACUACACAGAAGAUGAGAUCUGCCAGCUAUCCAACCCCAGCAGAGUUGGAUGCCUAUGCUAAGAAAGUUGCCAACAACCCUCUGACCAUCCAGAUCUUCCCCAACAGUGUCAAAGUACCUCAAAGGAAGCACAUUCGUCGCACUGUCAACGGGCUUGACACAUCGUCGUCCAGCCAGCGCCACAGUCCCUACCCCUCUCAGGUCAGUUCCAGUAGGGGCCUGCUGGCUGUCCUCCGUGCGCCUGCCAAAGGCGUCAUCAAAGAGUCAGACGGUAGCCGCGCCCGGCAACUUCAGAAGGCCAUCAUGAACCCUCACAGUGGGCCGUACGCCACUCAAAGCACUUUAAAUCUUCCUCAACCUGCUCCUCACCUCCAGGGCCCAUCUCAGCCUGUGGCCCAGGCUGCUGCUCAGAAGCAGGGCAUGGUUCACCCACAGGCGCUACAGCGACAGCAAAGCAUGACUCACCCAAUGACUUUACAGCAGCCUCAAACUAUGCCUCACCCACAGGCUUUACAGCAAAGGAGCGUGGCUCAUUCACAAGCUCUGCAACGGCAGCAGAGUUUGUCCCAGGUUCAGACUUCACAGCAGCAAAGAUUGGCUCACCCACAAGGCAUACAGAGGCAGCAGAGUCUGCCUCACACCCAGGCUCUACAGCAACAGCAGAGCCAGUCUUGUCCACCAGUCGUACCGCAGCAGCAUCUUUCUCAUCUGCAGACACUAAAGCAUCAGACGGCUCCUCCACAAGCUUUACUUACACAGCAAGGAGUGACUCAGGAUCUGCGCCACAUGUCUGAUGGAGCUCAGCUUCCAAGCCUGCAGCACAGCCAGGGGCUAGUUGGUUCACAGCCCCUGCCCCAGGCUGUGGGUGCAGGACCUCCCACCAUGCCCAAUAGUCUCCAGCAGCAGCCCCCGCCGGGGGCAUAUGGGCCCCGGAAGCUCCCUGACGCAGACGCCCCACCAAAUGUAACUGUAUCUACCUCCACCAUCCCACUGUCCAUGGCAGCCAGUCUGCAUCAGAACCGGCCUGGUGACUUGAGCAGCAUUGUGCACCAAAUCAACCAGUUGUGCCAGGCACGGGCUGGCAUGGGCACAACCUCAGUCUGUGAGGGCCAGAUUGCAAACCCCAGCCCCAUCAGCCGCAACCUGCUGAUCAACGCCAGCUCUAGGGUGUCUUCUCACCACCCGGCUCUUGGCUCUGUGCCUAGCUGCCUCAUGGUGGGACCCCCAGACAAAGCUACAGCUCAGACUCCCAAUGCUGCUCUCCAUUCACAGCCCAACAUAGCUGCUACUAAUAGUAUACCUGCCUUUCACACAGACCCAGAGAAGGUACACCUGCAGCAGCAGCAGCAGCAGCUUCAGCACCAUUUACAUCAGCAGAAACAGCAGCAGCAGCAGCAGCAACAUUUACAGCAGCAACAUUUACAACAGCUACAGCAGCUGCAGCAGCAGCGCUCCUGGGCCCAGCAUCAAAUGGCCCACAUGCAGCAGCCUCCUGAGGGGGCCCAUCCCUGCAAGAACCCAAGGAUGGAGCCUCCAACGGAGUGUGCUUUCCCCUCUCGGAACCUCAAUUACUCCCACAAGUUACCCAACACUGCACAGUCCUUUCCUCUAAAACACCCUGCAGACAAACCACGACCGUCAUCCCCUGUUAACUGCCCAGUAGGUUCUAUGCCUUACAUUAAUGGCCACUACAUGCAGCCACCAUGGGGCAGCAUCCCAGCAGGUAACAAUGGAUCCGGCCCUCAGGACCUCCCAGUGGCUUUCCAGGGGGGGCAGGCUGGUGCGUCCUCAGACCGCAUCCCAGGAGCAAAGUACCGACCAGGGAAAGAGGGUCCUUCCGGCCCGUCCAAGUUGAUGCAGAAUGUGGAUUUCUUAGGAGGGGACUUUCAGAUGCCCAGCUUUCAGGAGCAGAACAUGGAUGUGAUGGAGAAGAUGCACAGGUCAGCCAUGGGUCAAGUUCAGGAGCCCAACAAUGCCGGAGGUGUCCACACUCACCACCCUGGCUACCGUUAAACCGUUUAUCCCCCCUUGGUGUGUUUUUGAGUUUUUCUCAACAGCUACUUUCAGCUUCUGUGGUUUCUUCUUUAAGAUCUUGCAAGUGAUCAAUUACAUUUUAUUGCUUCAGAGCUUGAUUUGUAGACCCACCAGGUUGUGACGUUUCAAAGUAUUCCUCAGGUCUUAAGCCAUGUCGUACCUUUGUUGCAGAUGAAGGGUUUUUGAGAUUGUUGUCCACUGUUGAGUAGAAUUCCUCUUUUCGUCACUGGCAUGGAUGUGCUGCUCUUUAUUCAUGUAUAUAUGGUGUUUAAAAUAUUAAUUUGCAGCUGAGAAUAUGCUUGCCAUAUGAUUGUCACAGUGCUUUUCUUAGGUUGACAUGGAACAACUCAACUUUUUUCAGCAUUUGUGGCCUUACAACUGCCCAAAGGCAAGAUUUAGGAUGUCCUUGUGUAAUGUUUUUAUUUGCAAUUAUUUAUCCUCUUAACUGGUUUGUGAUCCAUUUAAAUACGAAGGUUACAUGUAUAUGCAAUUAAUAAGACUGUUGAUAAGGUUUUUGUCCCAGGAGCUCCUGCCCAUAGUUGAAGUGUACACUUGUUAACAGCUUCUCUAUCAGGAAUACAAAAUGGCUUCUGAACUGCACCACGAGUGGUCCAGGUAGUUUCUGCGUCGUUCCAUCGCAGUGUGCAAAACGGCUAACUAUCACUGUUCAGCAGAAUUUUAGUUGGAAAAUAAGACAAAGCCAGCACUAGCAAAAACAGUAACAUUCUCCAUUCCUGAGAUUUAUUUAGUUUCUCAAGUUACCAGUAGUUUUUAUUAUGUUUGGAAAGUCUAAAGUGCCCUCGUGUGUAGAAUUUCAAGAAUUGCUUUUAAGGUAGUUGUUCUAUUAUUACAGUUUUUGUUUCUCUGUAGAUGAUCCUACUUGAACUAUAGAAAAUGACUUUUGAAAUGUUAUGCUUAACAUUUGGCAGGAGCAACUACUCCAUUAGCCCCCAUUUGUCUAUAGCUAAUGUGAAAGAGAAUGGCAUCCCAUUAAUAUUAAAAUGGCGUAUGUAUGUCAAUAUGUGAAAAGCAAAUUGAUCACUUGCAAGCGUGCAAGUACUUCAAAUAAUGCAAGCAGGGAAAAUGCUUCAUUUCCCCUCCCAACACAUUUCCUCACCACUUUACUACUGUAAUACAAGUGAACUGAUGUGGUGUGGACUUUAUCUGUGUGGUGGGCUGUUCAUCUGCUGAUCACUGGCCUCACCCUGUGUUGUAUUUCUGCUACCUAUAAAGAAAAAAGUAAGAACAUUUAUUGCAGGUUAUGUUUUGCUAGGUGUCUAGCAUGAAGCUCUGGACCCAUUUCCUCCUCUAGUCCUUUUUCGGGUUGAUGUUGUGUGGGCAUAUAUUGCUCUGCUGGCCUCAAGCCUUCUGGAAAAAGCCUUAAAUGUCUCAGUAGUUAUCCUCUACUUAAUACUUAACCUUAACUGACUUUCUUUGCCGAGAUCCCAACUUAAGUAUGGCUUCAUUGUGAGAAAGAGUAAGUUAUUUUUCUUUGGUUCAUUUUAAAUAUGUUUAAACUGUACUGUCGGAUCAUUGGGCAGUGUUAAUGUGUAUAGGGAGUGUGAAUGGGUAAUGUUGCCUUAAAUUGAAAUGUUAAGGUAAUAAUGCUACUCAUACCUGUUGAUAAAUCUAUCCCACUGUCUCAAAUGUUGCCUAUCAAGGAUUUAAGAUGAUUUUAAGAGUAAAAUAUGAAUAGUAUUUAGCAGAAUUAAUAGGUAUGUAGAACAGGGCUGUAGCAGUUAUUUUAAAGUAUUUGGACUGUGUUUUAGUUGGUAUACUUAAUAAAUAUCCUUAUAUAGUUUUCUUAAUUUAUUUUUUGGACCACUGCAUCCUGAAGCCAUAGGUGUUUUCACAUUAGGUGCCAUAGGUGACACAUAUUGACGUAGACAGUGUAAACUGAAUUGUCUGCACUCAGAGGCAAAUAAGAGGUUUGCAUCCAUGCUUUAAUCUGAUGUCUUUCACAGCGCUGAGCAGUUUUUCUUCUCUGAAUCGUGCUCAGAAUACAGUACAUGUCAAAAGGGAGAAGGAAUGGCGAGAUGAUAAGUCAUCUUCAUAGAAAGACAGCUUAGAUGCAAGCCGUAGCUUUUCUGGAUUUUGGUCUUCAUACUUGAUGGCAGUUUUUAUUUUCUGGCUCUCAUUUUUGACGUGCCUGCCCCUUAAAGCUGCUAUUUGACUUUAAUCUUAACACACACUAGUAUGAUUUGUGUGUGCGUGUGUAUGAAUAGUAGUGAUGUAUGGGCUGUAUCAGUGAAAAUAGGUUCCUAUUUAUGGGAUGGGCGUAGGGUUAAGAUUGCCACCACUACAAUGCUGGUAAAUUUUGGUAUUGUCUACUCUACCAGCCAUAUUUGGACAUUACUCUAAAUAUAUAAUGGCUGACCAGUAUUCAAAGUGGUGAUCUUCAGGAGUCGGACCCAUUGCGGCCUAAAGACAGACACUAUCCAGGCCUGUUUGGGUCUCCUAACUUUAAAUCAACACUAAAUAAAUAACAGACCUGCCCUGUUUAUUUUGAACUGCCUCAUUACAGCCCAACAUAGUCAGGUUCUACAGUUUCAUAUGAAGUGCCUCCACUGGGCUUAGUAUGGAGAAAUGUGUGAAUGGGAGCGUGUGUGUAUGUGUGUGUGUAUGUUAAAGCUUGGGUACUUGCACACAGGUGUGCACGCUGACAAAGGUGCACGAAGUUAAUCUCUGAUGGGGGACCAAGCUACUUAGUGUAACUACUGAUACUGUGUCAUGGACUUAAGUCCUGAAGUGUGCCACGAUUCCUAGACACUGUCGGGAUGUGUGAACUGUUUGCUGCUGACUCACUGACCAAAGUGACCAAGCGUCCCUCUCUGUAACCACCCCAGCCAAAAGCCUUGGCAAGCUUGUAUUGGGAACGUGUUUAUGUUCUGACAGUAAUAAGCAACAACCUGGUGACAUAAAGGAGAGCUGCUGCCCUCAUUUGGACGGUUUAAGAAAAUCUUGUGAAGUAAAAGUGUAAAGAUGUGAAUAGAGUAUUAAAAGAAAUCUAGAGUGAGUUGUUCCUGUCUGCACAGUACGCCCCAAUACUUUUCUGUCGAGCAAAAUUUGGAUGUUCUAACCAGAACUUUGUAUGUUUUGCUUUUCCACUUCACAGAAUUAUUAUCAUGCAGAAACAGUACAUGUCAAUAUGCACUGUAAGAAUCUUAUCUACGUAAGCACAUUGUAGCUCACCUUGUCAGUUGAUGGCAAUAUUUAUUGGGACACAGGCAUGUAACAACUCUCUCUAGAUUUAUUUUUACUCCAAUUAAUAUGAUUGUCUUUGAUUAUCAGAGACCUGUCAUGUUGUGAACGGUGGUGAGGGGGGCUUACUUUCUCUACUUUGUGAAAAUGUGAUAUUCCAGUUUUGCCUAACCUUCAGGAAUAAAAUGUCUUGCACAAACAUUCCCCCUAACCAAAAUAAAGUUU